AUGGCAAUAGCUUGGAGGCUUCUCACGUGGACUGUCAUCCUCACUGCAGCCGUGUGCACCUUUCCUGGUUACACCUUCCAGUCACAAGAGGAGUUCCUCUCCAGCCUGGAUCACUAUGAAAUUGCAUUCCCCAUCCAAGUGGACCAGAACGGGGACUUCCUCACCUUUGACAUGAGACGCCAGCUGAAGCCCCGGCCCCGGCGCAGUCUGGGCUCCUUGGCCUACGAGCCAUCCGAGCAGCAAGUUUUCUACAAGGUCUCUGCCCACCGAACCCAGUUCCUCCUCAACCUGACCCUGCACUCCAACCUGCUGGCUGAGCACUUCACUGUGGAAUACUGGAAGCGAGAUGGCAUGGACUGGCAGCAUGACUUCCACGAGGACUGUCACUAUGCUGGCCACCUCCAGGAUCAAUACCUGAACUCCAAGGUGGCCAUCAGCAACUGCAAUGGACUGCACGGGGUGAUCGUCGCAGAUGAGGAGGAAUAUUUCAUUGAGCCUCUGAGCCCUGGAGCCAACGUCAGCACAGGGAGUGAGGGCAAGGGCAGCCCCCACGUCGUGUACAAGCGCUCAUCUCUCCAGUACCCACACAUGGAUGCAGCCUGUGGAGUGCUAGAUGAGAAACCCUGGAAGGGGAGGCACUGGUGGCUGCGGACACUGAAGCCCUCUCCUCUGAAACCAUCAGGCAACCACAGCCAGCGAGGGCAGCUGCCCCUGAAGAGAUCUGUCAGCACUGAGCGCUACGUGGAGACCCUGGUGGUGGCUGACAAGAUGAUGGUGGGGUACCAUGGGAGGAGGGACAUAGAGCAGUACAUCCUGGCCAUCAUGAAUAUUGUUGCCAAACUUUUCCAGGACUCAAGUCUGGGCAAUAUUGUCAAUAUCCUGGUGACACGGCUGAUUCUUCUCACCGAGGAUCAGCCCACACUAGAGAUUAACCACCACGCUGGGAAAUCCCUGGACAGCUUCUGCAAGUGGCAGAAAUCCAUUGUGAACAGGAAUGGCAACGGAAAUGCUAUCCCUGAGAAUGGCAUAGCCAACCAUGAUACUGCAGUGCUGAUCACCAGGUAUGACAUUUGCAUCUACAAGAACAAACCAUGUGGCACCCUGGGCCUGGCCCCUGUUGGUGGGAUGUGCGAGCGAGAGCGAAGCUGCAGCAUCAACGAGGACAUUGGCCUGGCCACUGCCUUCACCAUUGCCCAUGAGAUUGGCCACACGUUUGGCAUGAAUCAUGAUGGGGUUGGCAACAGCUGUGGCUCCCGUGGGCAAGAGACAGCCAAGCUCAUGGCUGCUCACAUCACCAUGAAGACCAACCCAUUUGUGUGGUCCACGUGCAGCAGGGAUUACAUCACCAGCUUCCUGGACUCUGGGAUGGGAAUAUGCCUGAACAAUGCUCCUCCCAAGCAAGACUUCAUCUACCCAACAGUGGCUCCAGGCCAGGCCUACGAUGCAGACGAGCAGUGCCGUUUCCAGUACGGAGUUAAAUCUCGCCAGUGUAAAUACGGGGAAGUCUGCAGUGAGUUAUGGUGUCUGAGUAAAAGCAACCGCUGCAUAACCAACAGCAUCCCUGCUGCUGAGGGGACCAUCUGCCAAACCAACACCAUUGAAAAGGGGUGGUGCUACAAGAGGGAGUGUGUGCCUUUUGGCACCCGACCACAGGGUGUGGAUGGAGCCUGGGGAUCCUGGUCAUCCUGGGGAGAGUGCAGCAGGACAUGUGGUGGUGGAGUGUCGUCAUCCGUGCGCCACUGCGACAGCCCACGGCCCACGAUUGGAGGGAAGUACUGCCUGGGGGAGAGGAAGAGGUACCGGUCCUGCAACACUGAUGACUGUCCACCUGGCUCCCAGGACUUCCGAGAGCUGCAGUGUGCCGAGUUCGACAACGUCCCUUUCCGAGGGAAGUACUACACCUGGAAGACAUACCGUGGAGGGGGUGUGAAAGCCUGUUCCCUCAACUGCCUGGCUGAGGGUUUCAACUUCUACACAGAACGAGCCGCGGCCGUGGUGGACGGGACGCCGUGCCGACAGGACUCCAACGACAUCUGCGUCAACGGCGAGUGCAAGCAUGUGGGCUGUGACCGUGUCCUGGGCUCUGACUCAAAGGAAGACAAGUGCCGUGUGUGUGGGGGAGAUGGAAGCUCCUGUGAGACCAUCGAGGGUGUCUUCAACCAGUCCCUGCCAGAGGGAGGUUAUGAGGAGGUGAUCCAGAUUCCCAAGGGCUCUGUCCACAUUGACAUCCGGGAGCUGAACCUCUCCAUCAACUACCUAG
Messenger RNA from Acanthisitta chloris (rifleman), 2260 nucleotides. Its product is annotated as A disintegrin and metalloproteinase with thrombospondin motifs 10-like. Gene Ontology annotation, molecular function: metalloendopeptidase activity. The annotation marks the transcript as partial. The transcript has 17 exons. Gene Ontology annotation, cellular component: extracellular matrix. The record is from RefSeq and is a predicted model, not a curated record. Gene Ontology annotation, biological process: extracellular matrix organization; proteolysis. NCBI's taxonomy places the organism in Eukaryota, Metazoa, Chordata, Aves, Passeriformes, Acanthisittidae.